CUUACAAAUUGCAGUAGUGACGACCUUUGGAGUGUCACGCAAACAGUCCAGGCAGAGAUGCAAACGGAACGCGUAGUCGUUCUCGUACCCACAGGAACGUUCUUGAGGCAAGGUCGUCUUUCUCUGGCAGAAAUCACAAAAGGCUCUGUGGAAUAAAUUUAUCGAAGGAACAUACUACCAACAACUUAGUGAGAUUACGACAUACCCGAAGUUCACACACAGCCAUACUAUCCAUCAACAAUGAGGAAAACCUUGAGAAAGUUGCCAUCGCUCAGUAAGAGGGGAAACAGAACAACCUAUGACUACAAUUCGAUGUUCGAUGAUUUUCCCGGAGUACAGCUCGACGAGGAGGGUUUCCCGUCUUCUAGCGACAAAAGGACUAUUAUCAGCAAUAUCGAUUUCAACACGGCGACCAGCAACACCAGCAACAACCCCACGAGCAACACCAGCACCUGCAAUAGCAGUAGCAACGGCAGCAGCAUAAAUUUCUUGACAUCCCGAAUACGAACUUCUCGAGGCAGACGUCUUAGUCAACAUGCGCGUGGUCGCGAGCAGCCCGAAACAAGUGAUGGUCCACCCCUUUUCGCUAGCAUCGGGAAACCGCCGAGGAGUCGAAGCGCCGACCCACUGCAACUACGAAGGAAAUCUACAGCAACAGCAACACGUGGAAGAGAUAAUAGCGUUCGCAGCAGAGGCAGAUCCGUGGCUCGAUCUUGCUCUCCUUCUGCUAUGCGGUCCACCAUCAGAUCGCAUUCUCUAUCAAACAUCCGCAACACCUAUCGGUCGGUUUCGCCCUCGGCCAGAACCGGUCAAUUUGACGGCAGCUGCGAGACCUUCAGCGAACCAGAACAACGCGACGAUUCCAGCUUAACUAAGAGUGCACGGUAUCAAUUGGGCAAGGACAUGCAAGUCCUGGCCGACGGAAUCAAUCUCGAUGGCAACACGCGGGUGCUCUUGGCGGCAUACGACGCUCGAACCCUCGACGAUUUCUAUCUCAUGGCCGACAUCGACUUCCUAGAUUUUCUUCGAAAAGCUCGGGCGGCCAACAAUUGCCUUCCCCCACUCCAGAUCCGGAAGGUAAGAAUGCUCCGCCGGUGGCUCAAGGAUCUAGUCGACGAGAACAUGAGCGACGAGAACGAAGAACACAGUCGGAGAAGCCGGCGUCGGCGUCUCGUGCCAAAGGAUUGGGCCGAACAAUACAAGCACGAUCUUCCUCAUCUGAAACUUGAACUUAGACAGCAAGGGGACUCGCUGUUUGAACGGUUUAGCCAGUUCGGUAAUGCGUUGACAAGCGUCGUAACGGGAUGUAGUACUCCUACGGGGUAUCUGUAAUGUUGGUUUGACAGAGCAAGCCGCAGCAGUUUCAAACCAACUUCUAUUCUUAUGCAAUGCAUGCACUCACUACUAGUUAGUAUUCUGAUGACGAGAUAGCAUCCAAUGCGGUUUUUCAUCCUUUUAUCAUCCGCCAUUAUAAUAUCAUUUUUWAAAAAAAACAUGAAGUACGU
Messenger RNA from Pseudo-nitzschia multistriata, 1505 nucleotides. The record is from the annotation of a GenBank genome assembly. Lineage: Eukaryota; Bacillariophyta; Bacillariophyceae; Bacillariales; Bacillariaceae.